This is a messenger RNA of Gadus chalcogrammus (walleye pollock), 2280 nucleotides long. Its product is annotated as myelin transcription factor 1-like protein. Gene Ontology annotation, biological process: regulation of transcription by RNA polymerase II. The record is from RefSeq and is a predicted model, not a curated record. Gene Ontology annotation, cellular component: nucleus. NCBI's taxonomy places the organism in Eukaryota, Metazoa, Chordata, Actinopteri, Gadiformes, Gadidae. Gene Ontology annotation, molecular function: RNA polymerase II cis-regulatory region sequence-specific DNA binding; zinc ion binding; DNA-binding transcription factor activity, RNA polymerase II-specific.
ACACACACCCUAGACUCCUCUAGGUCAGAGAAGAAGGAGAGCAAGUGUCCGACCCCGGGCUGCGACGGGACGGGUCACGUGACCGGCCUCUACCCCCACCAUCGCAGCCUUUCUGGAUGUCCCCACAAAGACCGGGUCCCGCCUGAGAUCCUGGCCAUGUAUGAGAAUGUGCUCAAGUGUCCUACGCCCGGCUGCUCCGGACGCGGUCACGUCAAUAGCAACAGGAACUCCCACCGCAGUCUUUCCGGGUGUCCAAUCGCUGCUGCUGAGAAGAUCGCCAAGGUCCACGAGAAGAGCAGCAACUUGAGUGACAGCAGCUCAAAGUCCAAUCAGGCAUCAGACCGCGUGCUGAGGCCCAUGUGCUUCGUGAAGCAGCUGGAGAUCCCGCAGUACGGCUGUAAGAACAACGUGCCGACCAGCACGCCGCGCUCCAACCUGGCCAAGGAGCUGGAGAAGUACUCCAAGACCAGCUACGAGUACGGCUCCUACGACGGCCAGCACCCCGUCUACGGCAAGAGGCAGGGCCUGCCGUCCCGGUCGCACCACGGCCGCGACGCCUCGCCCAAGGCCUACGACGUGAAGCGCUACUGUAAGACGUCCAGCCCCGCCAGCAGCACCACCAGCAGCUACGCCCCCAGCAGCAGCAGCAGCCUGAGCUGUGGCCUGGGGGGCGUGGCCGGGCUGGGGGGCGUGGCCGGCCCGGGGGGCGUGGCCAGCAGCGCCAGCAGCACCUGCAGCAAGAGCAGCUUCGACUACACCCACGACAUGGAGGCAGCGCACAUGGCCGCCACCGCCAUCCUCAACCUGUCCACGCGCUGCCGCGAGCUGCCCCAGGUGCUGGCGGGGCGGAGCCAGGAGCCGCUGGCCCAGAGUCCCGAGGCGGACCUUGAUGACGGGGGUCUGGAUCUGGACGGGGACCUGGGGGCGGAGGGCAGCGGGACGGUACUGACCCCCCUGGAGCCCAUGUCCCCCCAGCGCCAGGCCCUGCUGCAGAGCCGGGGCUUCCAGCUGGGGGCGGCGGAGGGCUGGGACCUCCCGGUCGACUACACCAAGCUCAAGGCCCUGGGGCACGACCCCAACGCAGAGAGCGAGGAGCUGGACCCCUUCCAGGACCUCCUGGAGGAGCAGCGCUACUCUGAGGUUUCCAUGUCCAGCUCCAAACACAAGUACAGCCCCUGUAAGGAGGUGAAGAAGGAGCUCCUCACGUAAGAACACUCCUCCACCCCCUGCUGUAGGACACCCUGCCUCUCCUUCACCCUAUGUUCUGAUGUUCUGUUUUUCCUCAGACUCUCCAGCUGCCAGCUGGCCGACAAGAACCUCCGCGGACUGAUGAGCACCAACCCCCAGGACCUCAAGUGUCCCACCCCAGGCUGUGAUGGAUCAGGACACAUAACAGGGAACUAUGCAUCCCAUAGGAGUCUGUCCGGUUGCCCCCGGGCCAAAAAGAGCGGCGUCAAAAUCCUCCACAGCAAGGAAGACAAAGACGACCAGGAACCAAUCAGGUGCCCGGUCCCGGGCUGUGACGGACAGGGUCAUGUGACGGGGAAGUACGCGUCCCACCGCAGCGCGUCGGGCUGCCCCCUGGCGGCCAAGCGGCAGAAGGACGGCUACGCUAACGGCUACGCUAACGGCGCCCAGUUCGCCUGGAAGUCGGGGAAGACGGACGGCAUGUCGUGUCCCACGCCGGGCUGCGACGGCUCGGGGCACGUCAGCGGCAGCUUCCUGACGCACCGCAGUCUCUCCGGUUGUCCGCGGGCUUCGCUGGCCAUGAAGAAGACGAGGAUGACCGGCGUGGAGAUGCUGACCAUCAAACAGAGAGCCAGCAGAGGGAUCGAGAACGAUGAGGACAUCAAGCAGCUGGACGAGGAGAUUAAAGACCUGAGUGAGUCCAACAGCCAGGUGCAGUCGGACAUGAUCAACCUGAGGACACAGAUCGUCUCCAUGGAGACCAGCCUGCGCUCCAUGGAGGAGGAGAACAAGGCCAUCGAGCAGCAGAACGACUCGCUGCUCCACGAGCUCGCCAGCCUCAGCCAAUCACUGAUCAGCAGCCUGGCCAACAUCCAGCUGCCCCACAUGAGACCACUGCCUCCCAAAGAGACCCCCCCUAAACUAGACUCCUGUGUACACACCAGCCCCAGAGAGCCGAUGAACGAGCAGAACUUCGACUCCUACGUCAGCACGCUGACGGACAUGUACAGCCACCAGGACCAGUACCAGAGCCCGGAGAACAAGGCCCUGCUGGAGAACAUCAAGCAGGCCGUGCAGGGCAUCCAGGUGUAG